This is a messenger RNA of Talaromyces marneffei, 1437 nucleotides long. RefSeq lists its product as uncharacterized. The transcript is spliced from 4 exons. NCBI's taxonomy places the organism in Eukaryota, Fungi, Ascomycota, Eurotiomycetes, Eurotiales, Trichocomaceae. The record is from RefSeq and is a predicted model, not a curated record. Gene Ontology annotation, cellular component: cytoplasm; fungal-type cell wall. Gene Ontology annotation, molecular function: 1,3-beta-glucanosyltransferase activity. Bases 1 to 1437 code for a protein of 478 amino acids. Gene Ontology annotation, biological process: fungal-type cell wall (1->3)-beta-D-glucan biosynthetic process.
AUGGUUCCCUCUUACGCAAAACUCUUCGCCGCUGUGUGCGGUUUGGCCUCCACCGCCGCUGCCGUUAACCCCGUCGUUGUUAAAGGAAAGGACUUUGUCGACACCGUUACUGGCGACCGAUUCCAGAUCGUCGGUGUCGACUACCAGCCUGGUGGCUCAUCGGGCUUCAAGGGUACCGCCGACCCUCUGAGCGACAAGGACGCCUGCUUGCGCGAUGCCGCUAUCCUGCAAUACCUUGGUGUCAACAGUAUCCGCGUGUACAACUUGGCCCCCUCGGCUAACCACGAUGAGUGUGCUUCCAUCUUCAACGCCGCCGGUAUCUACAUGAUUCUGGACGUCAACUCGCCUCUGGACAACGGUUCCCUUAACCGGGGUGCUCCUUGGGAGUCCUACAACCCCGUCUACAUGGCCCAGGUCUUCGGUGUCAUUGAGGCUUUCAAGAACUACCCCAACACAGCUGGUUUCUUCUCUGGUAACGAGGUUAUCAAUGAGGACAGUGUUGCGUUGGUUCCCAACUAUAUUCGAGCCGUCCAACGUGAUAUGCACGACUACAUCAGCAAGAACUCCAAACGUCCUAUUCCUGUCGGUUACUCCGCCGCCGAUGUCCGCCCUCUCUUGGUUGACUCUGCGUACUACUUUACUUGCAACCUCGCCAACUCGACCAAUUCUCGUUCCGACUUCUUCGGUCUCAACUCGUACUCGUGGUGUGGUGACGCAACCUACACCACUAGCGGUUAUAAUGUACUUACUGAGGACUUUACUAACAUCACCGUACCUGUCUUCUUCUCCGAAACUGGCUGCAACAACGUCAGGCCUCGUGUCUUCAGCGAGAUUCAAGCCAUCUACGGUCCCGAUAUGUCUCAGGCUCUUUCCGGAGCUUUGGUGUACGAAUACACUCAGGAAGCCAAUGACUACGGUUUGGUCAACCUUAACAGCAACGGAACUGUCAGCCUGCUCGUCGACUUUGAGAACUUGAGGUCUCAAUACAGCAAGCUUGACUUCAGUGCUAUCACUGCCUCUAACUCCAGCCAGACCGCUAUCACCCCUCCCGUCUGCGACCCUAAGCAAAUCACUUCCAACAUCACCAAGAGCUUCCGUGUUCCAGACCGUGUUGACGGAAUUGAUGACAUGAUCAAGAAUGGUGUUACCAAGAACGUCUCUGUUGGUGCGUUGGUUUCGGUCUCUUCCACCAAGAUCAACCAAACUGUGUAUGACAGCAAUGGCAAUAUUGUUACUGGCUUGAUGUUGAACGUCCUCUCAAACGGCGCCGUCAACACCCCCAGCAACUCUACCACUGUUUCAUCUUCUGGCUCCCGCACUGGCUCCAGCACCGGCAGCUCCACUUCAUCCUCGACCACUGGUGCUGCCGUCUCAGCCCGUGCUAGCGCUCUCACUGGUCUUGGUGCUCUGACUGUCAUGGCAUUUUUGGCAUUGUAA